Fusarium fujikuroi IMI 58289 is the source of this 375-nucleotide messenger RNA. RefSeq lists its product as uncharacterized. The record is from RefSeq and is a predicted model, not a curated record. Bases 1 to 375 code for a protein of 124 amino acids. The transcript has 3 exons. NCBI's taxonomy places the organism in Eukaryota, Fungi, Ascomycota, Sordariomycetes, Hypocreales, Nectriaceae.
AUGGACCUCCUUGGAGUAGCAAGACAUCGUCAGGAUGACCUGGAUAUUGCUUCAAAGCCUCGGGAAUCUCUGGGGUCCGGUUAUGGCUUGAGUUUGAGUUGUCAGAGUUGCACUAAUCCUGCGUGCCAGGUUCUGGCGUUUACAGCGCACAAGGCUGAAAUUACCUCGCUGACGAGCAGGACAUACAUAGGGGUAAAUGUGCACAGCAGCAGGCCACAGACUCUAGAUAGAGAACUAGUAGCUGGCGCUCCUCGAAACAUUCAUCACUUGACGAUGAUUGUGGCUAUUUCUCAUUCGCCGCCCCAGACCAAAAUGUGGCGGGCGCCAGAACAACGAAAUCUCGGGAUGGCGGUGAUUAAGAGUCUGGAGGUUUAA